Tachysurus fulvidraco (yellow catfish) is the source of this 4823-nucleotide messenger RNA. It is a transcript of the gene casd1, whose product is annotated as CAS1 domain containing 1. The record is from RefSeq and is a predicted model, not a curated record. The transcript is spliced from 18 exons. Gene Ontology annotation, molecular function: N-acetylneuraminate 9-O-acetyltransferase activity. Gene Ontology annotation, cellular component: Golgi membrane. NCBI's taxonomy places the organism in Eukaryota, Metazoa, Chordata, Actinopteri, Siluriformes, Bagridae. Bases 51 to 2435 code for a protein of 794 amino acids.
GGGGCGCAAAUACCGCACGUCCAUCUGCUCGUUGUCAUGGAGGAGCAAAGAUGGCGAUACUGGCCUACAGCCUGGGCAAACGGGAAAUAAAUCAGUAUUUUACCAUUAAGAAUGCAAAAUUACUGUCUCUCGUUGCUGUCAUUAUCCUCACUUUGUGCCAUGCAGUCUCUCGGCAUUAUGGAGGCCGGGACACGUGUGAGUGGCUUCUAUCUAAUGGACGGUUCCUAGGAAACAAUGUGUGGCAGCCAUAUGGCUGCAUGAUGCACAAGUACAAAAUUAAUGAAGCGAAAGCUUGCCUCAGCAAUAAGAGGAUAGCAUUCAUCGGGGAUUCUCGAAUUCGUCAGCUCUUCUAUUCUUUCAUUCAGAUCGUCAACCCUGAGACAAGGGAAGAGGGGAACAAGCAUGAAAACAUUCCCUUUGCAGAUAGAGAAUCCUCUGUUAAUGUGGACUUUUUAUGGCAUGCAGAAGUAAAUAAUUCCAUGAAAGAUCAGCUGACAUCAUGGACUGAGAAGCCCUCUUUCAAGCCAGAUGUAAUCAUCGUUGGUGCUGCUACUUGGUCUAUUAAACUGCACAGCGGCAGCAGCGAGUCACUCAUUCAAUACAAAGCAAACCUCACAUCCAUAGCAGUACCAUUGGAAAAAUUAACUGAGCACAGUGAAGUCUUUUGGGUCAUACAGGGUCCUGUCUAUGAAAAGGUCUUGAGCGAAAAUCGUAAGAUGAUCACCAACGAGCUAAUUAACUCGUAUAACGCGGCAGCAUUCAGCGCCCUGAGCAGCAGCAAGGGGAACACCAAGGCAAGGGUGAAGUUCCUGCAGGCCUCACGGCAAGCUGCCAUGGAGACCAUCACACAAUCAGAAGAUGGCCUGCACCUUCCUGUGAGCGCAAGGAAUGUGGGUGCAAUGGUUCUGAUGAACUCCAUAUGCAACAAGAUCCUGAAGCCUAUCGAUGGUUCGUGUUGUCAGAGUGUUCCUCCACCGAGUGUGCUACAGAAACUGGCUGCUGGACUUUUCCUGGUAGCUGCUGUCUGCUUCCUGGUGUUGCAUGCACUUGGCUACACCGGGCACUGGAAGAGCAAACCCGUGUCUGAUGUUGAGAGCGGGGAGGAAAAGAAACCUCCCUCUGCUGCAUUUCCACUCAUUCUCAAGAAUGUGUUACAAUCCAUCUGCAAGAUGGGGAUCAUCAUGCUUUACUUCUACCUGUGUGACCGUGCAGACAUCUUUAUGAAGGAGCAGAAGUUCUACACGAACUCAACCUUCUUCAUCCCACUCAUCUAUAUAUUUAUGCUGGGGUUUUUCUACAAUGAGAAUACUAAAGAGACCAAACUGCUGAACAGAGAACAGACUGAUGAAUGGAAGGGCUGGAUGCAGCUGGUUAUACUCAUCUAUCACAUAUCUGGUGCCAGUGCUUUCAUACCUGUGUACAUGCAUGUCCGUGUCCUGGUGGCAGCUUAUCUCUUCCAGACUGGAUAUGGCCACUUCUCCUUCUUCUGGUUAAAGGGUGACUUUGGACUCUACAGAGUGUGCCAGGUUCUCUUUAGACUCAAUUUCCUGGUGAUGGUCCUCUGCCUUGUGAUGGACAGAUCAUACCAGUUCUACUACUUUGUGCCACUGGUUACCUUUUGGUUUGUGAUCAUUUAUGCCACAAUGGCCAUGUGUCCACAGAUUCUUCAGAUAAAAGCCAAUGGCAGCAGUUUCUGGCACCUGAUCCUUUUACUGAAGCUGUUGGGGUUGCUUCUUUUCAUUUGCUUCUUUGCAUACUCUCAGGGUUUUUUUGAGAGCAUGUUCUCAGUGUGGCCUGUUUCUAAGCUCUUUGAACUACAAGGAAGUGUCCAUGAGUGGUGGUUCAGGUGGAAGCUAGAUAGAUUUGCUGUAAUCAAUGGCAUGCUGUUCGCCUUUAUUUACCUGGUAUUGCAGAAAUAUCAGAUUCUAUCAGAGGGGAAAGGCGAGCCACUCUUCUCCACCAAGAUUUCCAACUGCUUGCUUUUUGUAUCAGUGGUUUCCUUCAUAACAUAUUCCAUAUGGGCGAGUAGCUGUAAAGAUAAGACUAAAUGCAAUGAGAUGCAUCCCUACAUAUCUGUGGUGCAGAUUCUUGCGUUUGUUCUCAUCAGGAACAUUCCUGGUUACGCCCGUUCUUUGUAUAGCUCCUUUUUUGCAUGGUUUGGCAAAAUCUCAUUAGAGCUCUUCAUCUGUCAGUACCACAUCUGGCUGGCAGCUGACACCAAAGGCAUCUUAGUGCUUAUUCCUGGGAUUCCCUCCCUUAACAUCAUCAUCAGCACCUUCAUCUUCGUGUGUGUCGCUCAUGAGAUCUCGCAGAUCACCAAUGACCUGGCCCAGGUAGCAAUACCUAAAGACAGUGGCACUUUGCUUAAGAGACUGCUGGUGACUGGACUCUUCAUGGGGCUUGUUCUCAUGCUGUCUAACAGCAGCUGGGCCUGAGACUGAAGGAGCUUAGUAAACUCUGAGUGAGUUAAAUCACUGGAACAUGUCCUGAUUCAAAUUGCAUUUUAGGAACAGACCCUUUGCUGGCACAGUGCUGCUCACCGAAUACAAGCUGAGAAUCAUGUCUCCAAGUAAAGCCCAGGUUGCAGUUCUUACUUUAUGAAGACAGUGAACACACAUUUUUUCAGAAUGUAUGCGAUGCCUAUUGACUCCUGCAGAACGUUUGCUCACUGACUGACGUUUUAAACAUGAGUUAAUCUGACACAUCACAGGGACGUCUAUUCCACCCAAGUUUUGUAAAGUAUUUAAUGAUUUAAAUUAAGUUUAUGUUGUACAGUCAUGUCGCCUUAAUGUCCUGUCUGUUGUUUUUAGGUUUUGGGGUUUGAUUUUUUUUCUGUUUUUUUGAAUGUUUGGAAUGCCCCAGUUGAUAAAAGAUGAAUAGAGUUUUGUGUUUCACAUUUCAUGCAGUACACGGGCCAACAGACUCUAUUGUCACUAUUCAGUGAAUUACCGUGUCAACAACCACUAUUGUUAAUGUUUCUAUAUUUUUAAUGAAUCCUUUCAGCAGAUCUAAAUUCUCCUAAAUCUCAACCAGCGUAUCCAUGGCUUGUUAAUGAGUGGAACAAAAAAAACCCAUUUAUUAGUAUUAAUUCAUCAAAUUAAGGCUUUAGAGGUAUUAAAAAUUCUGGAACAUUUAUUUAUAUUUGCUAAAUUAAUAAAUCUGAAUAUAUAAAAGCUAUCAAUGGUCUUUAGAAGACCAGAUCUAUUUAUCUGGAUACUUUUGUGUACUACCCUUUUUAAAACAAAUCCAUUUACUCUUAUUACUGAAGUAUAUUGUGGUUACAUCCUAAAAUCUUAGUGUCUUUGAUGUACUUUUAUGUGUAAAUAAAUUAGUUCAUUAUCUGAAGUACGUUCAGGCAUAAUAACGCUUUCAGACAUUUGGACUUUCCACUGGUACAUUUUACUGUCCAAUGAUGUUUCUGUUUUCUCUCCCCUUGCUACAGUGACCCUCUACGCUAAUAAUUCUGUUAUUUAAUAUAAUUUUUUCAAAACGUGUUUUAUAUUUAACCUUUUUUAUGUAAAUGUAACAGUGUAAUAAGUGUUUGAAAAGGCAUUAACAGUGCCUCAUAGUCAUAUUAAAAAGGUCUUUAAAUGAAAUUUUUUUAUACCAGGUGAACAGACAUGUUACACUUUUAUCAGCAAAAGGGUCAAUGCGUGAACUACUGAAAGAUUUUUCCCAAAACGCUGUAUAGUAACGUACAUCUGGAUAUGUGUGAGUUUGUUAAUUUAUUAUUACAUUUGUACAUGUCUCUAACCAAGUGGAGUAAGCUGCUUUCUGUUUAUAAUCCUGUGAUACAAAUAUUAAUGGCAAACCAAACAAAAUAAAUAUAUAAAUGAGAGGGAAAAUCCUACAGACCAAUCUAAGCUAAGCUUUAGUGAAGUUAUGAAUUGUUACGAACAAUAUCAAAUCAUUUUGUGCCGUAUGUAUCUGUCCAGCUCUUACAUUUCAGUAAGUACAAAAAGCUUAACAUACUAUCCUCUGUGUUUUACCAUAUAUUGAUGCUAUUAGGAGGUUGUGUUAUAUCUUUUAUCACUGCUAACAUGAAGUUAAAGAAUACAAAGCUUUCAUUGAAGAUUGAACAUUGGAGUAAAUUUAGACAAAUCACUUGUACACAUAGAAACCUUUAUGCUACAAGAUAGAGUUGUUGUUGUUUUUUCUUUAUAACAAUAGCUGUUUAAAACGAUCCUGUUCAUGAAAAAGUUAAUUUAUUUAUUUCUGUUAAAUUAUGGCCAUGUUUAUCUGAUCUAUUUUAAAACCUCUCUGUAUUCAUUUAUGCUGUUUGGUCAUAAAAAAACAAGUGUACAACAAAGUUGUAUAACAUCCUUUAGUUCUGUAGAUAGAUUUUGCACAUUGUGCCAAUGCAGUCUUCAUCAUCCUCCAUUUAAGGGCCACUAGGUGAAUUAGGUGAUCAGAUGUUUGUAAUUUUAAUUUUGUACCAUAGCUUUAUUUCAUAUGGCAUUUUGCAGAUCUAAAAAAAUCUGCACUAUUUUAGCCUUUUCUUCCAUUAUAGGAAGACAAGAUAAAAAGUAAACAAGCUCUUGUGUAAAAGUAAGCAUUUUAUUUCCUGAAGUAAAUAAUUUGAUGGAUUUACUCCACAUUAUAGCUAUUUAUCCAAUUGUAAAUGUGUGGAUUUGAUUUUAUAAGACUUGUUUUGUAUAGUUUAGUUUGGACUUUUGUAAAAAACAAAAAAAAAACAAAACAGGAUUCCUACCAUGCUGAUGUAAAUAUAACUGUCUUGAAAUGUGUAAAGGAUGUAUUUUCUUUUAGAAAUGCAGUUUUGUUGUUUAAUCAUUGUCAGUGAUAAAACACCUUGCUGAACCUUU